AUGGAAAGCCAAAAGUAUUUGAUUUUUGUAUUACAUUUUUUUUGUCUAAUCGUCUUUGUUCAAUCAUUAAAUGAUGAGGGGAAUAUUCUCUUGGAGUUCAAGAAUUCCCUUGAAGACCCUUAUCAUAAUCUUCAAAGCUGGAGUUCUUUGGAUUCAAAUCCUUGCAAUUGGACGGGUAUAGGGUGUUUAGCUGAUUUUAAGGUAACUUCUAUUCGUCUUAAUGGCCUCAAUUUGUCUGGUUCUUUAUCUUCAAUCAUUUGUAAACUCCCUUACUUAGUGGUGAUGAAUGUGUCGGAAAACUUUAUCUCUGGUCCAAUCCCUGAUGAUUUCAAUUGUUUUCGUAAUCUCGAAACUUUAGACCUUUGCACAAAUAGAUUCCAUGGAGAGUUUCCUACCCAGAUCUGCAAUGUUACUUCCCUCAGAGAGCUUCAUCUGUGUGAGAACUAUAUUUUUGGAGAAAUCCCUGAAGAAAUUGGCAGAUUAACUUUACUUGAGGAGCUUGCCAUUUAUAGUAACAAUCUAACCGGAAUAAUUCCUUCGUCCAUUGGGAAAUUGAAAACUCUUAGGAUUAUCAGGGCAGGUCGAAAUUAUUUAUCCGGUCCACUUCCUGCUGAAAUCACUGAGUGCGAUAAUUUGGAAGUUCUAGGUUUGGCAGAAAAUAGGCUAGAAGGUCCUUUUCCUGUUGAGCUACAAAAACUUAAGAGGCUCACCAGCUUAAUUCUUUGGAAGAAUCUGUUUUCGGGGGAAAUUCCUCCUCAAAUUGGUAAUUUCACUAGCUUGGAAUUACUUGCAGUGCAUGCAAAUUCGUUCUCAGGAACCAUUCCCAAGGAAAUUGGGAAGUUGUCUCGGCUGAAAAGAUUGUACAUGUACACGAAUCAAUUGAAUGGAACGAUUCCACCAGAAAUCGGGAAUUGUUCAAAUGCAGUCGAGAUUGAUCUUUCUGAAAAUAGAUUGACAGGAGUUAUUCCAGAAGACUUGGGCCAAAUUUCUAAUCUACGUUUGCUUCAUCUUUUUGAGAACCUCCUCCAGGGAAAUAUCCCCAAGGAGCUUGGAAAGUUGAAGCAACUCAACAAUCUAGAUUUGUCCAUAAAUAACUUGACAGGCUCAAUUCCUAUUGAGUUUCAAAAUCUCAGGUUCCUUGAGAACUUUCAACUUUUUGACAAUAAUCUUGAAGGUACCAUUCCUCCGUUUAUUGGGGCUAAUAGCAACCUCACUGUUCUUGACAUGUCCAUGAAUAAUCUUGUGGGCAGGAUACCAAAACAUAUAUGCAUGUUUCAGAAAUUGAUUUUUCUUAGCCUGGGAUCAAACAAGUUGUCCGGGAACAUUCCUCGUGGCUUAAAAACUUGCAAAUCUCUCGAGCAUCUAAUGCUGGGAGACAAUUUCUUUACGGGAAGUCUUUCUAUUGAAUUCACAAAACUUCAGAACCUUUCAGCACUCGAGCUCUAUCAAAACCGAUUCUCAGGAUUGAUACCUUCAGAAGUGGGAAAUUUUACUACAUUGGAGAGGCUGCUCUUGUCGAAUAACCAAUUCAUUGGUCAAAUUCCUCCAGAGAUUGGUAAACUUGUAAUGCUCGCUGCUUUCAACGUGUCGUCCAACAGGCUAUUUGGAAGCAUUCCUCAAGAGUUGGGAAACUGUAUAAAGCUCCAGAGGCUUGAUCUUAGCAGGAACUGGUUUAGUGGCUCCAUUCCAGGAAAGCUUGGCAUGCUAGUGAAUCUGGAACUGCUGAAACUAUCUGAUAACACGUUGACGGGACAAAUACCAGGAACUUUAGGGGGUCUAGCUCGAUUGACAGAAUUGCAAAUGGGUGGAAAUUUCUUUUCGGGAAACAUUCCGGUCGAGCUAGGUCGAUUAACUUCACUUCAGAUUGCUCUGAAUAUCAGUCAUAACAAUCUCAGUGGAUCAAUCCCGAGCAAUUUAGGUAACCUUCAGAUGCUAAUAUCUCUUUACUUGAAUGACAACCAGCUUGGUGGCGAAAUUCCUAGUUCAAUAGGAGCACUAAUGAGCCUAAAUGUAUGCAAUCUUUCUAAUAAUAAUCUUGUCGGAACAGUGCCAAACACCCCGGUUUUCCAGAGAAUGGACUCCAGCAAUUUUGCUGGAAACAAUGGAUUAUGCAUAUUAGGUUCAAAUCAUUGCCAUUCAUUUCCAGCCCCUACAUCUGCUCCAAAUCCUAGCUGGUUGAAGGAAGGUUCUUCCAAAGAAAAAAUAGUCAGCAUUGUUUCACUUACUAUCGGCCUUAUCUCUUUGACUUUUAUUGUGAGUGUUUGUUGGGCUAUCAGGCGCCGUAAACCUUCUUUUGUUUCACUUGAAGAUCAACCGAAACCUGAUGUAUUGGAUGGCUAUUAUUUUCCAAAGGAAGAUUUCACAUAUAUGGACCUUGUUGAAGCCACGGGGAAUUUUUCAGACAGUGCUGUCGUAGGAAAGGGAGCCUGUGGAACUGUCUACAAGGCUGUAAUGACCAAUGGUGAAGUGAUUGCAGUUAAAAAGUUGAAAGCCAGAGGAGAAGGAGCCAGCUCAGACAACAGUUUUUGUGCUGAAAUUUCGACUUUGGGAAAGAUUAGGCACAAAAAUAUUGUGAAACUCUAUGGCUUUUGCUACCAUCAGGACAGCAAUCUUAUCUUAUACGAGUACAUGGCGAAUGGAAGUCUUGGAGAACUACUUCAUGGGAAGGAGAAAGAUUGUAUUCUCGAUUGGAAUGCCCGAUACCAAAUUGCUCUUGGUGCUGCAGAGGGGUUAUGCUAUCUUCACAAUGACUAUUUUGGCUUGGCAAAGUUGAUCGACUUCUCCUUCUCAAAAUCGAUGUCUGCUGUUGCUGGUUCAUAUGGCUACAUUGCCCCAGAAUAUGCUUACACGAUGAAAGUGACAGAUAAAUGUGAUAUAUAUAGUUUCGGAGUAGUUUUGUUGGAACUGAUUACUGGAAGGUCCCCUGUCCAACCUCUUGAUCAUGGAGCGCCUCCCCUCUCAACAGGCCUACCAUGCGCGAAGUCAUUGCAAUGCUGA
Fraxinus pennsylvanica is the source of this 2997-nucleotide messenger RNA. NCBI's taxonomy places the organism in Eukaryota, Viridiplantae, Streptophyta, Magnoliopsida, Lamiales, Oleaceae. The record is from the annotation of a GenBank genome assembly.